AUGGGCGCGGUGUGGUCCGCGCUGCUGCUGGGCGGGCUGGCGGGGGCUCUGCUGGCCUGGCUGGGGCGCGGGGGCGCGGGGGGCGCGGGGGUCCCGGGAGGCCGGGCCGGGCGGCAGCGGCCUCCACCCGGGACCUCGGAGCCCGCGGCGGCCGCCACAGAGCGCUGUCAGGAAGACCGACUUGCGGCCCCCGCGCCCACGGACGGGAGCCUGGACCCCGAGACCCCCGGGGCCGCCCCCCGAGGGCCCUCGGAUGAUCCGGACCCUGAGCCGGGGGCCCCUUCCGUCCGGUUGCCGGAUCCCCGCGGCCGGGUUUCCCCCGAGCUAGCCGACCCGCUCCCGAGAGACGCCGCCGGACUUGCGACGGGAGGCCCUCCGGACCCCGGGGGGCGGGAGACGGGGUCCCCGCCCCGGGGCCGGGAGGGGGCCGGGCGGCCCCAGGGGCUAACCCCCAAGCGGGACCCGACGGCGGCGGGCGGAGGAGGAGGCCCCCUCGCAGCCACGGGGGGACCGGAGCCCGACCCCGGGGCCGAGCUGGUCCCGGCGGCGGCCCCGACGCCCCGGCCCGUCAGCCUGCGCUUCCGCGUGCACUACGUCACCCGCUCGGCCGCCCAGCGGCUGGCGGUCGCCGGCGACCACCGGGCCCUGGGCGCCUGGGAGGCCCACGUCCCUCUCCGAGGGGACGAGGGCGGGUUCUGGUCUCGCUCGCUGUCCCUCCCCGGGGAGACCAGGCUGGAGUGGAAGUUCGUGGUGGUGGAGGACGGGAAGGUGGUCCGCUGGGAAGAGGGCCCCAACAGGCGCCUGGACACCGGGCACCAAGACGCGGAGGUGUGGCGGUGGUGGGGGCGUCCCUGACGGGGGUGUCCCCUCGGGCCCGGCCGUCCUCCGGGCGCGCCGUCCCCCCGAGGGCUUUGGCCCGUCCCCGGCGGGCCUCCUUCGGAGAUCGCCCGAUUCCCGGGCGGCGGAACCGGGGCCUCGACGGGAGCGACGGCGCCCCGACGGGAGCGACGGCGCCCCGACGGGAGAGACGGCGCCCCGACGGCCUCCUCCGAGUCGGCGGGUGGCGCGGCGACGACCGCGGGCCUUCCCAGAGAGGCGGCCGGUCCGGACGACGCAACCGCCGGGGGGGGCCCCUUCCGCGCACCUCGGCCUCCGCCCGAGCUCGACCCUCUCGUCGGCCCGACGGGAGGGGACCCGCGCCGAGCCGGAACGCGCUCCGGGGCCGACGCCCCCCAGGCCCGCGUCCCGGCGGCGGGAGGGCGGGAGGGGCUUUUCGGCCUUCGUUUCACGUCGCCGACUCCGCAAUAAAGCUUGCUGUUUUCCUACGGUC
Messenger RNA from Ornithorhynchus anatinus (platypus), 1330 nucleotides. RefSeq names its product starch binding domain 1 (gene STBD1). The record is from RefSeq and is a predicted model, not a curated record. Gene Ontology annotation, cellular component: membrane. Gene Ontology annotation, molecular function: starch binding. Lineage: Eukaryota; Metazoa; Chordata; Mammalia; Monotremata; Ornithorhynchidae. The transcript has 2 exons. Bases 1 to 855 code for a protein of 284 amino acids.